AUGGCUUUUGCAUCACUACAAAGUGUUAGCGUACAAGAUGAACUCUCUAGGCAGCAUUAUCCAACCAUCACCGUUGAUCAAUCUGGGCAUGGAAAUUACCAGACUAUCCAAGCAGCCAUUGAUUCUGUUCCUCUCAACAAUCAGAAUUGGAUCAUCAUCAAAGUCAAAAGUGGCACAUAUAGUGAACGAGUGAGAAUUCCAAAAGAGAAGCCAUAUAUUUAUCUCAAGGGAUCAAAAAAAACGAAUGUGAUUUGGGAUGUUCAUGGGUCAAUUCAAAACGCCACUUUCACCGUUGAAGCUGACAACAUAGUUGUGGAAUCCUUGACCUUCACAAAUUCCUACAACUACCCGCCGGAAACGACCAAGAACCCAAGGGAGGUGGCGGUGGCCGGAAUCUUCGCCGGCGACAUGAUAGCCGUAUAUAACUGUAGAUUCAACGGCUGGCAAGACACAUUGUGGGAUACAUUUGGACGCCAUUACUACAAAGAUUGCACUAUUGCUGGAGCCGUUGAUUUCAUCUUUGGUGAAGCCCGCUCAAUCUAUGAGGAUUGUAUUAUAGAGGUAAAUGCGGGAGCUCUGGAGUAUGGAUGGGCAGGUUACAUCACAGCAAAUGCAAGACAGAGUGCUGAGGAAAACACUGGAUUUGUGUUCAAGAAUUGCCAAAUUGUUGGAAAUGGAAAGGCCUUCUUGGGGAGGCCAUGGCGGAGUUACGCCACUGUCAUAUUUUUCCGAACAAACAUGGAAAAUGUCAUUGUUCCAGAAGGAUGGACUAAUACAUUCGCUGUCAUCAACUCCGACCUCGCGCCCUCCCCCUCCCCCGCCCCGGCCCCGCCCCCCAACGCCGACCCUUCAAAGCUGACCUUCGUAGAGUAUGGGUCUAAAGGGCCAGGAUCACACAAGAAGAAGCGAGUGCCAUGGCUAACCAAGUUGAGUUCUAAGCAGCUGAAGUGGUAUACAAGCUUGUCCUAUGUUAAUGAUAAUGGCUGGAUUGAAGGCCAACCCUACACCUCCGCCGUGCUACCUUAA
Ipomoea triloba (trilobed morning glory) is the source of this 1026-nucleotide messenger RNA. RefSeq names its product probable pectinesterase 29. The record is from RefSeq and is a predicted model, not a curated record. Gene Ontology annotation, molecular function: pectinesterase activity. The coding region runs from base 1 to 1026 and encodes 341 amino acids. Gene Ontology annotation, biological process: cell wall modification. The transcript is spliced from 5 exons. NCBI's taxonomy places the organism in Eukaryota, Viridiplantae, Streptophyta, Magnoliopsida, Solanales, Convolvulaceae.